UGGGCGGCGUGAGUGUGCGAGUGUGUCAACAAAGAUGGCCGCAGGACCGCUGUUGUCCGCCACUUUAGACUCACCUCUCGUGUAAACUCUACCCAUGCCUCAACACACCCAAUAUUACCGCUAUGACCCAACGCUUGCCUUGAACUUGGCCCCUGUCUGAACCUCGAGGACUAUGAGAAGCGUGCCAUUAGUGGCGUGUGUCGUGAUUAGAGGCCAUUGAAGCAUAAUGUUUUGAUGAACCCUCAACGAUUUCGGAAAGGAAGUUUUCAAGGAUUCCGUGUGUUUUGAAGUUGUGUGAGCCUUCAAAGUACUACUAUGAGUUCCAUUAAAUCAGGCAACAAAAAGGAUCAUCAGAAAAUGAGGAUCCGCGCGUUUCCGAUGACUAUGGAUGAGCGGUAUGUGGAGAACAUUUGGCAGCUGCUCAAAAGUGCGAUCCAAGAAAUUCAGAAGAAAAACAACAGCGGGUUGAGCUUUGAGGAGCUGUACCGCAAUGCCUACACAAUGGUCCUCCACAAGCAUGGGGAAAGACUAUACUCAGGCCUCAGAGACGUUGUCACCCAACACUUGGAAAACAAGGUUCGAGCUGAUGUGCUGGCCUCACUACAGAACAACUUCCUGCAGACUCUAAAUCAUGCCUGGAAUGACCAUCAGACCUCCAUGGUGAUGAUCCGAGACAUCCUCAUGUACAUGGACCGUGUCUAUGUACAACAGAAUAAUGUUGACAAUGUCUACAAUCUAGGUUUAAUAAUAUUUAGGGACCAGGUUGUGCGAUACGGUUGCAUAAGAGACCACCUCCGGGAGACACUCCUGGACAUGGUGAUGAGGGAGCGCCGGGGGGAGGUGGUUGACAGACUAGCAAUCAAGAAUGCUGCCCAGAUGCUGAUAGUAUUAGGCAUUGAGUCCCGAGCUGUUUAUGAAGAAGAUUUUGAACGGCCUUUCCUUGCACAGUCAGCAGAAUUUUAUAGGAUGGAGAGUCAGAAGUUUUUGGCAGAAAACAGUGCAUCUGUGUAUAUCAAGAGAGUUGAAGCAAGGAUAUCAGAGGAAGCAGAACGAGCAAAGCACUACCUCGAUGAGUCUACUGAAAGGCGAAUUGUUGAAGUUGUGGAAGAGGAACUAAUUAAGAAACAUAUGAAGACCAUCGUUGAGAUGGAGAAUUCUGGAGUAGUACACAUGCUCAAGAACAACAAAACUGAAGAUUUAGCCUGUAUGUAUAAACUCAUGUCCCGUGUAUUAGAUGGGUUAAAGGCAGUAGCAGAAUGUGUCUCCCAACACUUAAGAGAGCAAGGUAAAGCCUUAGUAGCAGAAGAAGAAGGAGGUAAAAAUGCCAUUACGUUUGUACAGAAUUUAUUGGAUUUGAAGGACAGGUUUGACCAUUUCCUCCACAACUCCUUCAAUAAUGACAAGAUCUUCAAGCAGAUGAUUGCAGCUGAUUUUGAAUAUUUCCUUAAUUUGAACAACAAAUCCCCAGAGUAUCUGUCAUUAUUUAUUGAUGACAAGCUUAAGAAGGGAGUCAAGGGAAUGACGGAGGCAGAGAUUGAAGUGGUUUUGGACAAGACGAUGGUGCUGUUCCGCUUCUUGCAAGAAAAGGACGUGUUUGAACGGUACUACAAGCAGCAUCUUGCCAAGCGUCUUCUUCUUCAAAAGUCUGUCUCAGAAGACUCAGAAAAAACCAUGAUCUCCAAGUUGAAAACAGAGUGUGGCUGCCAGUUCACCUCCAAGCUUGAGGGGAUGUUCAAAGAUGUCACAAUAUCCAACACCAUAAAUGAAGAAUUCAAGCAACGAGUGAACAGUGCAGGGACGAAUUUGUGUGGCGUUGACAUCUAUGUGAGAGUGUUAACAACAGGAUACUGGCCUACACAGUCGGCUAAUCUGAAGGCUAAUGUUCCCAUGGCCCCUCGGAGUGCCUUUGAGGCUUUCAGGAGAUUCUACCUCAACAAGCACAGUGGCAGACAACUUACCCUUCAGCCACAAUUAGGGUCAGCAGAUCUCAAUGCAGUAUUUCAUGGUUCAAGAAAAGAAGAGAGUGCCUGUGCCUCACCCAGCGUAGUUGCUGGUUCAGUAGCUUCAGUAGCUGCUGUAGCCUCUGGAGAAGCUGUCAGUAGUGUGGCUGGUAUAUCUUCAUCUACUAUUGGAGGCACUGUCUCUAACAAUGGCUUAAUGCCCUCCCCAAGUCUAUCGGGAGCACACACACCUACCAGUGCAGUAGCCUCUCCAUCAGGGUCUGGAGUCAUGGGCUCAGGCAAGCCAUCAGGACCCAAGAAACACAUAAUUCAAGUUUCCACCUAUCAAAUGGUUAUCCUUAUGCUAUUCAACACUAGGGAUAAACUAACAUAUGAGGAAAUCCAGAAUGAGACAGACAUCCCUGACCGCGACCUAGUUCGAGCUCUCCAGUCCUUGGCACUUGGCAAGCCAGCCCAGCGAGUAUUGCUCAAGACUCCAAAAACUAAAGAGAUAGAGUCCUCACAUGAGUUUACUGUUAAUGAUUCCUUCACUUCCAAGUUGUACAGAGUGAAAAUUCAGGCUGUAGCAGCUAAAGGAGAGAGUGAACCAGAGAGGAAAGAGACAAGAAGUAAAGUUGAUGAGGACCGCAAACAUGAGAUUGAAGCAGCCAUUGUUCGCAUCAUGAAAGCCCGCAGGCGAAUGACUCACAACAACCUGGUAGCUGAGGUAACAGACCAACUCAAGUCCCGCUUCCUACCGUCCCCAAUACUUAUCAAGAAGAGAAUCGAGAGCCUCAUAGAGCGAGAAUAUUUGGCACGCACACCAGAAGACAGGAAAAUCUACUCCUAUGUGGCGUGAAGAGUAGAUUAUACACUGAAGCAUAGCCAAGGCUGUGAAACCUCCCUUUGUUAGAGAUAUGGUCGUGCAGCCAUGGAGGGUGAGGUUAAAGGAUUAAUGAGCCCUAAGGAUCACCUAGUCCAUCUCUGCUCUCCUCAUUCUCAUGCUCUCUCUGCAGAUGCUCACUUCACCCUCAGUAUAAUAUGCCAGGAAUGGCAGAUGUACGGCCACAUCUAACCCUUGCCAUGAGUACCGAGAGUCAACUUGAAGUAAGAGGUUCUCGGGGUCACCACAAACACCCCUGCGGCAGGUUACUGUUAGCUGCUUUUCAUAGCUGUUGUUGCCAGAUACUUCUGAACUACUGAUGGUGUUUGGACCAAGGGAUGGUGGUAUCAGUAGUCAUUAUGAGUAUGAGAACACUCCCAUUGUUAGAAAAUUACUUAAUGAUGUGAUAAAAUUGUAUAAAACUAAUUCAAUUGUCUGGUGAAAGUUAAGAUCAAGAAUUGCAUUGGGAACAUAAAAAUUGUAUAAACUGAUGACCUGCUUCUCUGCUUGGUUCCAGUGCAGCCAAACUUCAGUGUGUGGUCAUUGCUGAGCUAUUACAAGUUUGUAAAAGAUGCAAUGGUUUAAUUUUUAUCAUUUUUUAACCUACCUUCUGUAUUAUUUGAUUUUAUAAGAUCUGGAUGGAGAUGACAGUUUCUUUUCUUUGUUUCUUCCUUGCAGGCAAAGGUACUAAUUCAUAGAUGGUAGUACAGCAGUGCACUUGUGAUAGCCCAUCCUUUUUAGUGUUAUCCUCAUCUACACAUAAAUUAUGACAUGAAAAUAGGUUUCAACCAUAACAAAGAAAUAGCAUUCCAGUGUAGAAGGUUAUUGUCAACAAGUUAGGAGGUUAGUCACUAUAUUAAAUCAACAUAAAUACAGAGAUGUUAUCAGUCCUUUCACUUGAGCCCAAAUAUAAGGGUAUCCAGUCAUUGAAUUCUUACCAGUAUUGAAUGGGUUUUCAUAUUACUACAUUUAAGCUAUAUAUAUUAAUGAAUAUGGGCCUCAAAACCUUUUUAUGAAAUUGCUGGACUUUUCUGUCUUGCUCAAGAUCAAUAAUUCUUUACUAAACAACAAUGGUUGUAGUAAUGUUUAGUAAACUUAUUUUGUUGAUCUUCCAAAGGAAAAGACAAUUAUGGAUGAUAGUGGGAGUGUUGACAGAGCCUACAGUAUUGGAUGACAGCUUGAUAGAUAUUUUGUUAUUGAUAACAGAGUUUAAAUAACCUUACAAGUUCUCACACUAAGGACAUUGUAAUGAAAAGCCUUGCAUAUUACAUUUCUGACAUUGAGAGGGAAAGCUUUAAUUUAUGUAUCAUUGUUUUGAGACAGACAGCAGACAUUACUACAUAUUUAUGCCCCAGACUACUUGCCUAGUUCAUCAGUAACCUUGGUCCAUGAAGGGUCUCUAUAAAAGUGUAACUUUAGAAGAAAAAUAUUUGGUGCAAAGUUUUUUUUAAAGUCCAAAGGAAAGUCAACAGCUGAAUGUUAAUAUUUUAGCUUUUGAUAAAGAAACUUUUUACUACAGGAAGGUGAGACUAACCACAUCCUGAUUUUGUAAUACUACUGCUAAUGCUGCUAUAACUUAAUAUUACAACUAAUGAGUAAUGCUAGUGAUGGUAACAAUGGGAUCAUUAAGACUAACCCUUAGCAGCAGUGUAACCUUCAGUUUCAUGUUUGGAUUGCAGGGGUUGGGUGCAAAGUAAGGCCAAAGGGAUGGGACGGGUUAGGUAAAUCCGACUGCCUGCCACCUUGAAUUAUUUACAAUACUCUUUUUCUAGAACACAUCCUCUAAUCUAAUUUCUUUAUCAUUCUUUGUUAUCUAGUCUCUCUUCCAAGAUUCCUCUGUACACUUUCAGCAACUGAAAUUCAAGUUUUCAAGAGAGUUAUGUAUUUAUUCCAUUAAAUGAAUGUCUAAGAGGC
Scylla paramamosain (green mud crab) is the source of this 4737-nucleotide messenger RNA. RefSeq names its product cullin-3-like (gene Cul3). Gene Ontology annotation, molecular function: ubiquitin protein ligase binding. Lineage: Eukaryota; Metazoa; Arthropoda; Malacostraca; Decapoda; Portunidae. Gene Ontology annotation, cellular component: Cul3-RING ubiquitin ligase complex. Gene Ontology annotation, biological process: ubiquitin-dependent protein catabolic process; protein ubiquitination. The record is from RefSeq and is a predicted model, not a curated record. The transcript is spliced from 14 exons. The coding region runs from base 316 to 2799 and encodes 827 amino acids.